Macadamia integrifolia is the source of this 1153-nucleotide messenger RNA. Its product is annotated as protein DCL homolog, chloroplastic. The transcript has 3 exons. Gene Ontology annotation, cellular component: chloroplast. The record is from RefSeq and is a predicted model, not a curated record. Gene Ontology annotation, biological process: chloroplast organization; chloroplast rRNA processing. NCBI's taxonomy places the organism in Eukaryota, Viridiplantae, Streptophyta, Magnoliopsida, Proteales, Proteaceae. Bases 204 to 689 code for a protein of 161 amino acids.
AUCAGAUGAUCGUACGCACAGCAGAUCCAAGCUCUAAAGAUCCAAACAACCCAACUUUCGAAAACCCUAAAAAAAUUAUCAGAUUUUUCCUUCAUUAUUUGUCCUCCCCACUGUCGUUACCCAAACAGGCCAUCCGUUCGGAGACCUUUCUCAAUAUUUUUUUUUUUCACUCUAAAAGCAAUUAGUGAAGCUGAAAUCUGGCAAUGGCUGCUGCUCCGCUUCUGCUGAAAGGGAUUCCACGGCUGAGGAGUCUGAGACUCCAACAGCAAAGCGGCUCCUCCGUCUCUGGCUUCCUCAUUUCAGCGGGCAGACCGUCCGUUUGCACGGCCGCCGAGCUUUCUCAGUCUCUGUUGCAGUCUCAGUCUCAGUCUCUGUCUCACGACGAUGCAUUCCCCCGGAGUGCAAAAGAUGCUCUGCAGCGCUCUCGGAUGGACAGCCCCGACUACAGGAAGUGGAAAAAUAGAGAAGCCGAGAUACUCUGUGACAUCGAACCCAUUAUUUCGCUCACCAAAGAAAUUCUUCACUCCGACAGGUAUAUGGAUGGGGAGCGCUUGACAGCUGAGCAUGAGAAAGCUGUGGUGGAGAAGCUCCUUGCAUAUCACCCCCAUUCUGAAGAUAAAAUUGGCUGCGGCCUUGAUUCUAUCAUGGAAUCCUUUGGGUUUCUAAUGCAACAUCCAGAUGAUGGGUAAACAUGAUGACCAUCACUUUGAAGGGAUUGAAGGUGUUUAUGGGCUGUUCCGAAGAUGUGCUUCUCUGCUUGGAUGCUUGCUUGGGAAGCGACCACUUGUGUAUUGGUACUCUCUAUGAUGGGCACUAGGUGAUCAACAUUGUUCUGAUUGGAGAAUUCCUGACAAGGGCAUGCGAGCUUGUUAGUUAAACCCAUUUCAGAUCUGAUUUUUUCAUGAUCAAAUUUGUCUUUUGUAAACACAGACAUAUCUGUGAAACGAUGCGUACUCUGUUACUAGACAUGAGUGUCCUAAACACUACUGGGCUGAUGCAGUUCUUACUGCCAAAUGUAAAUUCAGCAGAAUGGUGUAAUCUUUGUUAACAAAGGUGCAAUCUUGCCUUUGAGAUCCUUGCUCAAUGUUUGCUGGGUACAUGGUUAAUUAAUGAUGAUAGAAUCUAUGGUAUAGUAUGAGCAAAAUAUGUUUCA